Molecule: messenger RNA, 5296 nt
Organism: Chilo suppressalis (striped riceborer)
Lineage: Eukaryota; Metazoa; Arthropoda; Insecta; Lepidoptera; Crambidae
Source: the annotation of a GenBank genome assembly
AAAAGAUUUUAUUUUAUUUUUAUAAAUAUAAAUAAGUGUUAAUUUUUAUAAAUAUGCACUAUACACUAGCAUUCUCAGCUUAGACAUGCAAAAAAUGCCCUUGGGAUUAGGUAUUGGGAUAUUGUGGGAGACGAUAAAUUUGUAUAUGUAGCAGAAGGAGCGUACUUAUUUCAAAGUUUGACUGCUAAUUUUAGACCAUUUUAGUAUCAAAUCUUCGUGAUGCAGGUGUGAAAUAGGCAUGAGAUCAGGAUCUUCUUAAAUUAUAUAUUAAGAUUAGGCUGUAUGAACACAGUAACGGUUGCCUUUAUAAUAAAGAAUUUUAACAUUAAAUCCUACGCCAUCAGUAAUGAAAAAUUAAAAAAACAUUGUUGUCUGUGGUUUUGCUUGACAUGACAUUGACAUUUGCUGGUGACUUUCGUUGCGUGAUGUAGUAAAGGAAGGUUUCGCGAUUUUUUGUGGGUAUAAUUUAGCGAACAAUAGUAAUUUAUCGCGUUAGUGUAUUAUAAUUUUAAGUAUUAAAUGUCGUGACAGUGGAUAUCAUGCAGUUUUACAAGGAAAGAAUUCUCAAUGCUGCCCAGUUAAAAAGACUUAGUGAACACAAAUACUCGUGCACCAGUUCCAGUUUAUUAGACCCAUGGCUCCAGCCGUGGUGGUGUUGGCUGGUGUCGAAAACUCCGCUUUGGCUUGCACCGAAUCUCAUCACUAUUUUAGGUUUAAUAGUCAACAUAGUUACCACAUUAAUUUUAAUUUGGUAUAGCCCAGAUGCACGCCAAGUCCCUCCAAGUUGGGCGUGCGCGCUAUGCGCGGUGGGUGUGUUCGUGUAUCAGAGCCUGGACGCCAUCGACGGCAAGCAGGCGCGCCGCACCGGCAGCCAGUCGCCGUUGGGGGAGCUGUUCGACCACGGCUGUGACAGCAUAUCCACCGUGUUCAUCGCACUGGGCGCCUGCACGGCGGUCAAGCUGGGAGAUUACCCCACUUGGAUGUUCUUCCAGUGUUUCUGUGCGAUGACGCUGUUCUACUGUGCGCAUUGGCAGGCGUACGUGACUGGCACCCUCAAGUUGGGUCGCGUGGAUGUCACAGAAGCGCAGUACUCCAUCAUGGGCAUCUACCUGAUCUCCGCCAUUCUUGGCGCAGAUUUUUGGACUAUGCAGAUACCAGUGGCCGGGCUGCCCCUGAACCUGGUGGUCAGUACCUUGUGCAACACCGCCCAGUGUUGCUUUAUCGGCAACUUCUUCUCCACCUUCCGCCUUAGAGGCUGUGGCAAAAACGGAUCCACAGUCGCCGGCACCAGUAUACUGUCGCCGGUGAUCCCCUUCUCAUUCGUGGUGGUACCGGCGUUCAUAAUCUUCCAGAAGAGCGAGUCCCAUGUGUAUGAGAACCAUCCGGCGUUGUACAUACUAGCGUUCGGAAUGGUCGCCGCCAAAGUCACCAAUAGACUUGUGGUGGCGCAAAUGACAAAGAGUGAGAUGGACUACUACGACUGGUCGUUACUGGGGCCGGCCAUGUUGUUCCUCAACCAAUACUUCAACAACGCCAUACCGGAAUACUACGUACUAUGGCUGUGUACGAUAUGGGUAUGCUUGGACCUGGUGCGGUACUCGGGGCAGGUGUGCCUGGAGAUCUGCGCGCACCUCAACAUCCACCUGUUCCGCAUCACCCCCCCCUCCGCGCCGCUGCCUGCGACCACGACCAGCGCUGCGACCACGACCGCGCCCGCCAACGAUGGAGACACAGAUAAGUGUUAUCUCUUCAUAGGAGACCACCAGUAAGUAGCAACACAUGGUUACGGUUGAGUGCUAAGUGUUGCUUGGUGUCCAAAAGUAUAAAGCUCAGAUGUAUGUUUCAAAGGUUCUAUGUAAUAUUAUAUUAUACAUGUCUGGGUCCAACACAAAAACUCACAGAAAACGCAUACAUCCUUCUUGAAUCUAUGCAACUGGUCACAUAAUAUGAAAUGAUGACUUAUCUGUAGGACCAAUGCAGAUUCAUAUAGAUAAAAAAAAAACAAACUCUGAGCAGAAUAGUAAAAUUGUUUAUUACUUUUAAAUUUCUUCGGUUGUGUAAGAUUUUAUUAUUGUUUCAAUGUGUAGAAAAUGAAAUAUCGAUAAUGAAAUUAUCGUAUGUAGCACGACACUAUUUUUGAGGGAAAAUUUAUUUAUUGAAUGAAUGUCAGCUAGUGCAAUGUUGACGUAGCGGCUUAUAAAUUCUAGCGGAGCUAGCUAAUUCUUGAUAUUCUUGUUUCUUAUAAGACAUUGUAGCAGUGUAAAUAUUUACCACCGUGAAUAAAAAAGGUGAAAGCUUUGAAUAAAACAAGUUUCAAUGGUAAAGAUGCACCGAUUUAUUUACGUUUCGCAUCCUUUUCAGGGUGCGUCGACUGAAUUAUGAUUUUAUUACAAAGACAAAAUAAAUAAAAUUAAUAAUAUAACUAGCGGCCCGCCCUCGCUUCGCUUCGGUGUAGAGCUGAAGUGUAGACUACAGUUUUUGUUCUCAGGCUUGUAUUAUACACAAUGACAUUCAUCUAUGAUUCUUCUUAUACCUGCAUGCAAAGUCUCAGCCGGAUCGGUUUAAAAUUGACAAAGUUUCAUACAAACUUUCAUUCCCUAUUUUAUCCCCUUGGGGGAAGAAUUGAUCAAAAUCCUUUCUUAGCGGAUGCCUACGUCAUAACAUCUACCUGCAUGCCAAAUUUCAGCCCGAUCCGUCCAGUGGUUUGGGCUGUGCGUUGAUAGAUCACUAUGUCAGUCAGUCACCUUUGAGUUUUAUAUAUAUAGAUCAAAGGAUGCGUCGUCUAAAUUAUGAUUUUAGUACAAAGACAAAGUAAAUAAAUAAAUAAAUCAAUGCAUGUAUACCGUUGAAACUUGUUUUAUUUAAUGAGUGAUGUGCGUGUAAAACUAAGAAACAAAUUAUCUUUAUUUUCAAAUUAUAGUGUAUUCUUUUUCAUAUUAUAAUUAUAUAGGUAUGUAUAUUUUAUAAUUAUUUAAAAAAUAAAGAAAAUAACCUGUCGGAACAACAUAAACUCACAAUAGCUGAAACAAAUAAAAAUUAACGUCAAAAACAUUCUAACCUUGAAUAUUAUUGAAAUAAUUUUAUUAAUAUCAAUUUAACACUGAUUUCGACUUUGUUGCAUGCUCUUUAAAUAUUGAAAAAACAAAUAUCUAUCCUUUUAUACUAGAGAAAAUAAUAAAUUAAUGUUUGUUAUUUUAAUUAGGUACUGUUAUUUAAUUAACACAAAAAAAAAACUCAAUUGAAAUCCAUCCAAUAUUUAUAUAAUCCAAUCCAAUAAAUAAAUCUAUUUGCCAACUUCUUCUGAAAUGUGAAGGAAAGUUAAUUUUUUGUAAACUAUAAAUUUGAAUCAGUUGUAAAUUACUGACUUAGUUUAAAUUAUAGCCGAUUGUGCAGUCGAGGGAGCAAGUCCUCUAGCUCUACCACUUAUUGAACUGAAACCCAUAAGGCGUUGAGCAGACGACGGGGCGGGGCGGGCAUUUUGUCCGCGAAGCAAUAAAGACCGCGUCUGCCCGUCGAUGUCUGCGGCUGCCCGUACCGCGUACACAAAGCACACGACGGGCAGAGGCGGUCAGUUCAGGACGUUCGUUCUAGUGAAUAGUCCAUCACUAAUAAGCGCGUGGCGCGGACUGAGCUAGCCGCCCCGCGCCGCCGUCUGCGUUACUGCAUAUAAACUGGUUUGUAUGAUCCACGGCGGGCAGCCGCGGACAUGCCGCGCCGCCAGUGCCCGCCGGGCACCCAAGGCGCGGUCUUUUUGCCCUCUGUGUGCGUUUGUAGUAUAGGAUUCACUUUGUGCUAUUAUUCGCGGCGAAAUUGAUCGGCCCGCCCCGCCCCGUCGUCUGCAAAGUGCCUUAAAGGAAAGAAAUAGAUUUGAAUUUGCGAGACCGUCUUCUUCGACUGUAUGUUCCAAUGUUUUUAAAAAUUCUAUAACGCAUGCUUUAAUGAAGACCGGAAAUAGUUUUAUAAAGACUAUUCCUAUAAAAUAUUAAUCUGCAAGCGCUUAGCCAUCCCAACAUUCCAGUUUCAACCUAAACUGAAAUAGCAAAGGUUGAGAAUGGAAUGACGGCAGAACUCAUGCGGUGUCGGCUGCUACUAACCAAAUCGUUAACUCCUCUGCGAAUCUUUCUUCUGCUAUUCUUAAAUACUUGGUAACGUUAGAUAUUAGAACAAAGGUAUCUUGGUCUAUUAAGGUUAAAUAGGCGAGAAUGUAUUAAGUUUAAUACUCACAUUGUCGGAUAUAGUUGCGUAGGAAUUAAUGAACAACAUGUGACGGCACGCACUGUAACGUACCUCAGGAAUCGUCCCAUGGUUUCGACUAUCAUAGGUUCCAUUUCACACACAUUUUAACAUCUAAAAUCAUCGAUAUUCAUCAGGGAGGCUCGGCCUUUUAUAGGUCCGGAACCAUUUAAAUUAAGACACGGUUCGAAUCGUACUAAAAAAAGUCAAAGUAGGUGGUCUGUGGAGGUUGAAUAUGCAGAGACAUAGUUGCAGAGAGUAUCCGUGUCAUGGGUAGCCAUGGCAACCGAUAAAAAACAUUAAAGUGUCACAAAUGUCAAGAAAAUAAAGAAAGUAAUUUAUGCCUAAAAUAUAUAAAAUCGGAGAAAUACAAUAAAAUUAAAUAAAUAACAGAAUAUAGAUAAUGCCGGUAAGUGUCCAGCACUCUGGAAUAGUGAUUUUCAGUGCAGAAGGAAUUAUUAUACAUAUUUACAAAAUGAUGAAUAGUGUGUGAUAUUUUUGAAAUUGUGUGUUUCCAAAAAUACGUAAUUAAAUAUAUGUUUAUGCCUGAUGAAUAUCGAUGAUGUUAGAUGAGAAAAUGUAUGAAAUGGAACCUAUGAAAGUCGAAACCAUGGGACGAUUCCUGAGGUACGUUACAGACAGCACAUAACCUUUUAUCGUUGCUAAAUAAAAUAAACAUGCUGUAAUACAUGCAGAAUUAAACAUGCUGCAUUAAGAAAAACAAAUUUUAACAUGUGAACAGCUAAUGAAAUUAGUCUUAACCGUAGACUAUAAUUUAUUUAUUUAUUUCUCUUGUUAUAAUGUCUAGGUUGAAAGCCUUUAUAUACCAGAAAAUUUUAGGUGUAAUGUAAUAUGUAGUAUAGAAUCAUCUUCACAUUUUUACAUGAAUAAAAGUUAAUAAAUAAGUAUGAAACGAUGCUGAUGUUUUGUGAACAAUUACUUUUGUGCAUACGUUUACAAGAACACAUUCAAAAAGCUCAAAAUUUUAUAUGAACAAUGUUUUACAAUAACAAUGCCAAAUGUAGAAUUUGAAAAAUAAACUAUGAACAUAAACUUGGUAUUU